AUGUCCGUCACAAAGUCCCAGUACCGCAGCCUCUUCGCGGAGCACAUUAACUCUGCCUACCGCGGGAGUAACAAUCACUCCCGUUCAAGAUCUUCCUCAACUGCUAGGCACAAUGUUUCGAGGAGGACAUCAUCAUCUGUUUCGAACAGUGCUAGUGACCAUUCCGAACGUCCUACGCUAUCUACCUCCGAUAAGUCAAGUCCACCAAUGUACUCAACGGCAUAUUUUCAACCUGAACCAUCAAGGAACGUGGUAAGGGUAUAUCCUAAGCCGGAAGGCGAUAGGGUGCGCUCGGUGACCAUUCGACUGAGGGGUGACUGCCAUGGAGAAAUUCUUACCACUUCUGCUACCUUUCACGCCUAUGAUGGCCUUCUGAACCAAAUACAGUCUACUCUUCUUAAGAACUUUGGCAAAGGGGCAAUUGGCAUUGCGACUCCCCGUGGAAAAGUAAUUACUGAAGAUUGGCAAAUUUACCAACUUGGAUUCCCCGGUGCCUCAACAACCUUCUGCAAUGUAGUUUACUCGCGAGAUGACUACAAAAGCCACCCGCCUAUAUUAGUGCGCGCAUCAAACGUACUCCUCGAGCUUGGCAAGAACGACUUUGGGUAUUCCUCUUCGCGAUCGGGAAUGUUCAUGUACAUUGACCCAAACCUUGGGUAUGAUACCACCUACAUCGACCAGGCUGGAUUAAAGGUUAUUCCAGCCAAUGAAAUGGAUUAUCAGAAAGAGAUAGCCAUAAAGAAGGGAUAUUAUUAUCAUGAUAUGGGCCUACCAGGCUACGAUGAGAUUAGUCUCUUUAAGUAUGGAAGUGCAUGCUAUGCGGCGGACUGUAGGUGCUGUCAGGGCUGGAUUCGGUCAAGGAGACCGCAAACUCAGCGCUCACGGAGGCAGUCGACUCGACAGAGGCCACAAAUUCCCGAGAUCCAAUUGCAGGAUUAUGAUGGCCUCACACUAGAGGAGAGGAGAUACAUCCUAUUCAGGGCGACAAAACAACGCCGUUAA
Messenger RNA from Morchella importuna, 1002 nucleotides. RefSeq lists its product as uncharacterized. Bases 1 to 1002 code for a protein of 333 amino acids. The record is from RefSeq and is a predicted model, not a curated record. NCBI's taxonomy places the organism in Eukaryota, Fungi, Ascomycota, Pezizomycetes, Pezizales, Morchellaceae. The transcript has 2 exons.